CUUAUUCCAACUGAGCCAGCCGUGUGUUUGCUUUCCGUCUUCGUCCUCCCUCUCCUUGCCAGCGGGAGCUGCCAGUUGCCACCCGCGUCGUCGUCUCCGUCGGCCGGCGAAACCCUAGCUAGCGGGGCGAGCGAGAGAGGACAGUGGCGAUGUGGGGGUACCAGAAGGCGCCGGACCUCGAGGCCGGCGGGCCGGAGCUGCUGUACCCGGGGAUGACGGAGAGCCCCGAGCUGCGGUGGGCCUUCGUCCGCAAGAUCUACGUCAUCCUCGCCGUCCAGCUCGCCAUGACGGCCGUCGUCUCCGGCUUCGUCGUCAAGGUGCCCGCCAUCUCUGAGUUUUUCGUCUCCUCCAACGCCGGGAUCGCGCUCUACAUCUUCCUCAUCAUCCUGCCCUUCAUCGUGCUGUGCCCUCUGCACUACUACCACCAGAAGCAUCCGGUCAAUCUGCUGCUGCUCGGCCUCUUUACCGUCGCCAUCAGCUUCGCCGUCGGCAUGACAUGCGCCUUCACCAGCGGAAAAGUCAUUUUGGAGGCUGCAAUUCUUACAGCAGUGGUGGUUGUCAGCUUAACUGCUUACACUUUCUGGGCUGCAAAGAGGGGGCAUGACUUCAAUUUCCUUGGUCCCUUCCUGUUCGCCGCUCUCAUGGUGCUCAUGGUGUUUUCACUACUCCAGAUCUUUUUCCCACUGGGUAAGAUCUCUGUGAUGAUAUAUGGUGGACUGGCGUCCCUGAUCUUCUGUGGCUACAUCAUCUAUGACACAGACAAUAUCAUCAAGCGAUACACGUAUGAUGAAUACAUAUGGGCUGCAGUUUCACUCUACCUCGACGUCAUCAACCUGUUCCUGUCUCUGCUGCAACUUCUGAGGGCAGCGGAUAGUUGAGCUCAUCAACCUUCCACGUCGAUCUUGUUCUCUCGUACAUUUGUGCAUAUCACAAAUUCCAUGAAUGCACAUGGAUGGUCCAAUUUAAAAAGCAGAUUCUGUUGGUGCUACUGUAAUUCAAAUGUUAUGUACAGCGCGGCGGAUAAUGAUCAUUUUGUGUAUGGAACCUCAACUGUUUACCAGCUUUUAAAAAGAUGAAAUGUCGCUUUAUUUCUAUGCA
Messenger RNA from Panicum hallii, 1098 nucleotides. RefSeq names its product protein LIFEGUARD 2-like. The record is from RefSeq and is a predicted model, not a curated record. The transcript has 4 exons. Bases 150 to 878 code for a protein of 242 amino acids. Gene Ontology annotation, cellular component: membrane. NCBI's taxonomy places the organism in Eukaryota, Viridiplantae, Streptophyta, Magnoliopsida, Poales, Poaceae.